This is a messenger RNA of Rhipicephalus sanguineus (brown dog tick), 6252 nucleotides long. RefSeq names its product BTB/POZ domain-containing protein 9. The transcript is spliced from 12 exons. Bases 151 to 2031 code for a protein of 626 amino acids. Gene Ontology annotation, molecular function: protein binding. The record is from RefSeq and is a predicted model, not a curated record. Lineage: Eukaryota; Metazoa; Arthropoda; Arachnida; Ixodida; Ixodidae. Gene Ontology annotation, biological process: modulation of chemical synaptic transmission; circadian behavior; adult locomotory behavior.
AUUUUAAUUUUUUUUCGGGAGGCUUCUGCGGUGCGUCAAGUCGUGCGUGUGCCGAGUGCCGUGCGAAAGGGGUUCCCUGUAUCGGACUUAGUCUUGCGGCAACACAUUCAGCCAUUCGUAUGGGCUGUGCUUGAUGUGUGCUGUGCUGAGAUGGGGGACAGCCACUGCCCGGACAUUGGUGGCCUGCCUGCCCCCCUGGGCCGCCCUUGCAGUCCGACCGAGGAGGCCUCCGAGCCGGCCUCGUACGGCGAGCUCAACCACGUGGGCUGGCUGGCCGAGCACAUAGGCCGCCUCUGCCUGCAGCCCGAGUACAGCGACGUCACCCUGGUGGUCGAGGAUGUCCGGCUGCCUGCGCAUCGACUCGUGCUCGCCUCCUGCAGCAGCUACUUCCGGGCACUGCUGUAUGGUGGCAUGCGAGAGUCGAAGCAGCAAGAGGUGACGCUGCAGGACACUCCCCUUCGAGCGUUCCAGCUGCUGCUGCGAUACAUCUACACGGGCCAGCUCAGGCUGGCUGGACUGCAGGAGUGCGUGGUGCUGGAAGUGCUGGAGCUGGCGCACCAGUACGGCUUCCUGGAGUUGGAGUCUGGGGUGUCGGCCUACCUGGAGCGGGUGCUGGGUGUGCGCAAUGUGUGCCGCAUCUACGACCGGGCCUGCCUCUACCAGCUCGCACCACUGGCACGAGCCUGCCGCCGCUUCGCCGACCGCCACGCACCUGCCAUCCUGCUGAGUGACUCGUUUCGCCAGCUCUCGCCGUCAGUUCUCGAGGAGAUGAUUGGGCGAGACUCCUUCUUUGCGCCCGAGGUGGACAUCUUCCGAGCGGUCUGCGCAUGGGCCAGCCACAAUCCCACAGUCAAUCCUCGGCAAAUUCUGGACAAGGUUCGUCUGCCGUUGCUGACGGUUCAGGAGCUCCUGAAUGUGGUGCGCCCCACAGGUCUGGUGUGUCCCAACACUCUGCUGGAUGCCAUCAAGCUACGCACCGAGACCAGGGAUGCUGACCGACCUUACCGAGGAUGCCUGCUGCCCGGUGAGAACGUGGCCACGCAGCUGCACGGGGCUCAGGUGAUGCAGGGCGAGAUGCGGUCGGCCCUGCUGGAUGGGGACACGCAGGCGUACGACAUGGAGCGUGGCUUCACCCGACACCCUAUUGACGAGGGACAGCAGGGCAUCCUGGUGCGCCUGGGGGCACCCUGCAUCCUCAACCACCUGCGGCUGCUGCUGUGGGACAAGGACAACCGGGCAUACUCCUACUACAUCGAGGUGUCGGUGGAUCAGCAGGACUGGGUGCGUGUGGUGGACCACUCUCACUUCUUGUGCCGCUCCUGGCAAAGGCUGUACUUCAAGCCCCGAGUUGUCCAGUACAUACACAUUGUGGGGACGCACAACACGGUGAACCGUGUCUUCCAUGCGGUCUCGCUGGAGUGCAAACACAUUGCCUCGGACGAGGAGGAGCCCUUUCCCGAGCUCGAGGAGGGUCUGGUGGUGCCCCACGAGAACGUGGCCACCGUGGCACGUUCGGCGUACGUGGUGGAAGGGGUGAGCCGCAGCCGCAAUGCGCUCAUCAAUGGUGACACCUCCAAGUACGACUGGGACUCCGGCUACACGUGCCACCAGCUGGGCAACGGUGCCAUUGUGGUGCAACUGGCACAGCCAUAUCGUGUCGACUCCAUGCGGCUCCUGCUGUGGGACUGUGACUCACGCCAGUACAGCUAUUACGUCGAGGUGUCUGUCGACCAGCAGAACUGGAACAUGGUGGCCGACAAACGAAACGAGCUUUGCAGGUCAUGGCAGCUUCUGCGCUUCCCUCGGCAACCUGUGGUGUUCAUCCGCAUCGUGGGCACCCACAACACUGCAAACGAGGUUUUCCAUUGCGUCCACUUUGAGUGUCCGGCUCAAUGCCUGGAGACUCCUGGGGCGGCAGUGGCAGCCGCAGCUUCGAAACACACCAGCAGCAGCACCAAUGAGCGACGCAGUUCAUCAUCGUCGAGUCACGACAGUGAGGCCUCCCAGCAGAAAGCACCUCAACAUCCAUGAACAGCAGAGAGAUAGUGCUUCAUGGAAACAUUGUUUAGAAACUACGCAUACAUACGCAAUUGAGAAAGAAGAUAGGCUGUGUUCUAGUAGCAGCUUAAGGCGCAUUAUAGCUGCGAUGGUAUUGUGCGCAUUCCGGGCAAUGUAUAUUGAAUAAUGGCAUAUCAAGCGCACAAUUUUUGCCCUAAAACGAGCUUGGGAAAGUAUGCUUCGAUUUCAGAAAGUCGAACGUGUCUCGUAUGUGAGGGCGGUUUUUUCUUUUUUUUUUCACGUGAUGUGGCACGCUUCCAGCAUUUAGCGUGCCGUCGUAUUCGGAUUUCAAAAUAUUUGUUACAUCAAAUUGUGGAUCGCAUCUAUGUUGUUUUCGAGACAGGUGCACAAAGCACUUUUGUCUUUGCGCAUGUCUGUUGUCAGCAUUUUCCUGAAAGUGAGCAGGCGAGCCCAAACCGCGAGUGCCAUUGAUAGGUCUGUCUGUUUUGUACCUCUCUAGCCAUCAUUCUCCGUGGUCUCGUGGUGUGCUUCUGAAACACUGUAGUGGCAGUUACAGAGCUUUGUUGCCACAUCAAGAUGUGUUGUCCUUGCUGCUUUUAUCUGUUGCACAAUUAUUUAUUAUUGCGAAUGUGGAUAUAUCAAUGAAAGCAAGAAAUUAACCCUUGUAGACCUGCAUCCUUCUCUUUUAGUGAUAUGUUGCACCUCGAACGUUAAGUUUAUCCGUGACAAAGCUGACAUUUUUGGUGUGUGAUCGAUGCAUAAAGUCAAUAAGGCAUAACCUUGCAAGAACAGAGAUGUGAUGCUGUUGGAGCAAGGCCGAUGGGCUUACGUCGGCUUGACUUACACAUUAAAAUAGUGCAAAGCUCAUGGGACAACACAAGUGCCGACUUACGAGCAACGUAUUGGAAGAAAGUGCUCCUGUCACAUCUCUCUAGCCACACACUGUACUACAGCUCAACAACACUGCAAGUAUCAGAAGUGUUCAAUAUCACUGCAAUCCAUACCUGAACUUUGGCUGGUAUAUGGUGUUGAAGGCUUCGUAGAAUUGAGUUUGGACUUUCCCCAUCCAUCAUCACUGUUUUGUCGAGUAUGAAGUGUGCAGCUUAUCCCCAAGCAUUAGUGUUUGGGCCAUCUGAGCUUGUGUCACUAAGGCAGUUCUGCGUAAAAGGUAAAUCUACAUAUUGUUACUGUACUGGGAGAGAAACUUGGGCGAGUGGGUGGUGAUGCGUUGUUCACCAGCUGCAGCACUAAACAGACGAGCACAGAGGAAAGAAGACCACUGAACGUGAAUGAUGAUCACUUAUCACAACACUCGUGCCGUGAUCUUCUUUCCUCUGACCUGGUCUCUUUAGUGCUGUAGAUUGUCAAUAUUGCGUGACUGUGUCCUAGACACUGCCAGCUGAACAGGAGGAGCAACUCUUGUGAAAUCAGUAUAAUGUAUAAAUAAGGCCUAAUGCACGCUGCCACUGUUGCAGAAAUUUACAUAUUUGGGGGUCAACUAUGUGUGAAAGCCGAGAAAGACCUCAAAGGAAUGCUGACGUCUAAUUUUUGUCACGAUCUGAACCUCCCAAACGUAGGAAAUUAUUGUUAAAAGUUGGAGCAUUAUAAAUUUAUUUACUGCAAUGCUCACUGCUUCAAACCAGUUUCGGUUUCUCAUGCAAGAACUUGUAUUUGCCAUGAAGGACUGGUCUACCCUAAUCCUUGUGGUUGUCAUGAAUUCCACAAACAACUCCAACUGAAAGACAGGCACACUACUGUUAAUAUUUUUCAUGAGCAGCGCCAUCAAGUGGUUCAUGAUGUCAGCUACAGUGGGAAUAAGCAGGUCCGAGUAGCUCAACGUCUGUUAGUCACGAACAUGUCAAGUAAAGAAGCAUCAAAAGCAUAAAACACACAGGGAAAAUUCUGUUUUAAUGAAAUGUAUAAAGAUACGUAGGUAAGCGGGAGUGACCAUGGACACUAACGUAACUUGGAACUGGUGGUAGCCAGAUCGACCUCCACCACAUUGCACAUGCUGUUCUUUACCAAUCAGUUAAGCUGCCAUGGUGAGUAUCAACACAUCCACAUUCUUUGACAUUUCUCUAUGCUUGCAACAUCAGCUAUGAGACAAUAUUAAUGAGAACUAACAGACAAUCAUGCCAAAAGUAUGGGGGAUGUUACUUGUAGUAAAUAGGAUGUACAUGUGAAGAAAGUAAAGUGGAUGAAAUGUCAUCUUCUUUCCUUCAUUCACAGCGAGGGUCUCGUUAUGGCAGACUUGAUGCCUUCAGGUAGUAUGUGAGGGGAGGGGUCAUUGGUCAGCUGGCAGCUCAUAAGAAGAUCAUGUGCUGCGUGACGCCAACAGGAAGAAAAAGAGUGUUCCACACUUGCCGCCAUGGCUGCGAUCGGCGCUGAUUAACACUCCUAGGAGUAAAUGCACCUAAAUACCCUAUAAAAGUGGACGGGAGGAUGACCGCCGCCGUAGCUCAGUGGUAGAGCAUCAGACGCUUAUUCGAAGGUCGCAGGUUCAGUCCCUGCCGACGGCAAGUUAUUUUUUUGUCCACUUUCCUUUCUUCACAUUUAUAUCCUAAUUACUACAAAUAAUGUCCCAUAUACUUUCCCUGGCAUGGUUGUCUGUUAGUUCUCAUUAAUAUUGCAUCUAACGAAGAUAAACGAGCCCGUAAAUGUCGUCUUCUUUCCUUCAUUCAUCAGCUAUGAGAGUUACAGUGAGCACCAGUUGCAGCCACGAUGGAGAAGGUGAAAUGCCCUUUUUUUUUUACUACAGGUGUCAUGUGGUAAGUGAGGUCUGAUAACUUAUAUGGGCAGCCCUGUGGCUUAAUAGUAUGCAUACUUUCAAGGUUCAGAGCCUUUGCUUGCGAGAAAAGAAAAGCUUCAUGCCAGUUGGGUGUUGGUUCAGGCUAGUUAGCAGUCCAUUACUGCUUUGACUCUGGUGUGGAAGGAAGUCUUCUCUUUUUGCAUAUUAGUAACUUGUUUGCGACCUGAAAGUAGUGCCAUGUAGAUAAGGGAACUGGAUUGCUAGAGUGAAAUGUCAGCUCAUUUCUGAUCUCUUCAACGUUUCGUGAAAUGUUCCGAGAGAGCUGCCUUGUGUCGGGUAAACGUGUUGACCCUUUUAAGGCUUGCCAUGUCAAUCAAAGGCAGCUCUCGUGCCCAAGUUUAAUGAAGUUAAAUGCAGUGAUGCAUUUAUUUAUGUUGACUCCUCGCCUAUUGUGGAUGGUUUAAAUGAAAUGGCUCUUAGUGAAAGCCACUCCUUGUAGCCCCAACCUAGGCUGUUCUUUUUUUUUUUCUUGUUCUUCUCCAUCUAUUUCUAGAAUUUUCAGUGGGGCUUUUGAAGUGAAACAAUAUUCAGUAACCGCUGAAUAGCUUAUACAUUGGAAAAAUAACUUGAUUCUGCAUUUUGCAUUACUUGAACUGAACUGACCCAUGAUAAACAUAUAAGAGUAAAUAACUGUUUGUUUCAGGUCAUUUAUGGAGUACUUUUUUUAAGACUGUCUUUAUAGACUGCUCUGCUGACACAUAAUCUUGAAUUGCAUUGAUGGGCAUUUGUUUUGGUAGUAAAGUUGUUUUAAAGGUGGUUCAUUUAGUAUGAGUGUAAGAGAUGUAUUUCCUCAGCCCAUUGACAUGCCUUUCCUUAUUUACAAGGAAAUUUUACCAAUGUAUUGCUGGAUGAUGUAGUUAUUUUUACAGAGUGCUUCGGGAAGGCACAACGGUUCUUAGGUGAGCUAGCGCUGUGUCCCGUGUGUUCUUCGUCCCGUCUUCUGCGCUGUUCUGCCACAACGCUUCAGGAAUUUUAGAAAAGGGUUGAGAAGUCAGCGAGAGAAUGAGCCAGAGAACAAGUGCUGCUGUGCUUUGCACAAAUCUCUGACUGGAGUGAAUUACACAGAACAUGUUUAUGUAUUGAAGACUUAUUCGUGUGAGUUGUUAGACUACUCUGAGGACGUAACCAUGGCAUAUGUAUUUAAUGAUUAUGCAUGAAUAAUUUCUUUGAAAGGAUAUGUCUCUAAUUAAGCAACGUGUCUAUGCAAAUAUAGACAUUUUAAACCAGGCCAUAAGAAUUAAAAGUGUCUAAAGGAAGUGUCGUAUAAUUGAACCGCUCGACAGUGGGGCACGUGUGGCAGGAUAGCCCUGCGGUGGAUUGGGGAUCGUGAUUACGUUGUUGUGCAUUAGUGAACAGUGUUGGAGGCGAUGGUUGUCUUUGUGAAAGGUGUACAUUUGAUAAUAAAUUAUUUGAGUAUUUUGUAA